CCUAUCCUUCGGAAAAUCAACUAAGUGACAGUUCCACGACAGUCGAGUCUAUGUUAUCGGCGAUUCGCGAACGACCCUGAUUUAUGUUUGGUAGAGCACUGACGCUUCAGCAGUAUUUCCAAAAAUGUAUGGGAAGUAUUUCAUGUUGUUACAACAACACCAAAAACGUGAAAGCCGCCAUAUUUCCUAAGCGUGCUAAUGGUUUUUCCAUUUUUAACCUCUCACAUUUCGCAAGCUUCGCCAUUUGACGACUUGACUGCCACUUCCUCCGCUCCCUUUUUAAACGCAGUACUUACUUUGUACCCAGAUAAAAGUGUAAUAUGCGUCUGUCAGAACAAUAUCAAUGUAUAUCCACCUAUUGAAAGAUAUGAGCCCAGGUUUCUAGUGAAUCCCGUGACGGAAACGGCAGUUUUUGAAUCACCUCUUCCUAGCAUUCUUCUUAACAGAACUUCUCUUACAUUGCAGAACUUUUAAAGAAAACGCCACAAAAAAAUAGAAACUCGCAUGUUGUUGUUUAUGUGCAUAUAUACAGAUAUAUACAUGUAUGUACGUAGAUAGUGUCAUAGACUUUCUCUCGCGAAAACGUUUCAGAAGUGUAUUUUCAAAUAAUUUACAUCAAAGAUAAUUUCACAUAAACGCCGUCGUGCCCUUAAUUAAUCAACAAAAUAUUAGCUCACAGCGUAUGAAUGUAUACAUAUAUUAGCAACAACUAAGCAAGCAUUGCGAAUCUAGCGCUGAGGCCAAAAUAAGCUCUCACAUUCGUAUACAUACAUAAAUACGAGUAAAAUAGUACGCAUACAAAGAUUUUUUCGUCUUGGCGGUAACAGUAAACAUCAUCCCAAAUGUUCGCCACCUUACGACAUCUGGUUGGUGGUGGUGCUGCUCAAGCGGAUCCACGAACACAUGCGCAGGAACAAUCGCCAUUGUCGAAGAAACCAACAAGAAUAUCGAAAAGAUUGCGCCAACAACAACAGCUCGAACAAAUGCAGCAAAUGUUGUUGCUCGACAGUGAAACCUAUUCCAACUUGCGUUAUGAGCGCACCAAACUCAGUCACAGCAGCCUGCUGCUGCAUCAGAUCUCACACGACAGUGCAGCGGACGAGUGCAACGGAACGCUCGAGACUAUUGUGCCAUUAACAUUUGCAUCGGCCGCCACACCGAUAAUUGUGCCCAGUGGCUAUAGAGCCAUUACACCUUCAGAUAAACAAAAUAUAACUACUGGAACGCGUCUGCAUUCCACAUCAACGCCGUCACCAGCGCCACAACCAGCUUUGCUAACGCAGUCAUCGCCGCCACCAUCCACAACGGGCAGUGUGCCACCCGCUCUAAGCUGUAGUGGCUAUUCAACGUAUUUGCCACACGACUAUAGUUUCUGCGACUCGUGUCGUCCACCACGUUUUCAGAAUUCCCUCAUUAAAUCCGGUAGUCCCGGUUCAGUAUCGCAAAAAAGUUUCGGUACCGUCUCGGCGCGUUAUCUCAAUUUAAAUUCAAGUUCGAGUAAUCGUUUCAAUUCACUGCCACCAUCUUCGAUUUUGACACCAACACCGCCACCACAACAGCAACAAGCACCACCGCCGCAUUCUUUGCGCUCCUUUCAUCACUUCUCUCGUUUACAGCCACGACGCCAAACCAGCACCAGCAUGUCGCAAUCCGGAGACGAUCUACAUUCGCCCAGCUAUCUGUCAUGGCGGAAGCUGCAGUUGAGCCGAGCCAAACUAAAGGCGUCCAGCAAGACAUCGGCAUUGCUAUCAGGAUUUGCCAUGGUCGCCAUGGUUGAGGUUCAAUUGGACAGUAGCACCAAAGUGCCUGCUGGUAUGCUCGUCGCAUUCGCCAUCUGCACCACUCUACUCGUUGCCGUUCACAUGUUGGCGCUAAUGAUCAGCACCUGUAUUUUGCCAAACAUUGAAACGGUCUGCAAUUUACACAGCAUCUCGCUGGUGCACGAGUCACCACAUGAACGCCUGCAUUGGUACAUUGAAACGGCGUGGGCCUUUUCCACUCUCCUCGGACUCAUACUUUUCCUACUCGAGAUAGCAAUACUUUGUUGGGUGAAAUUUUAUGAUUUAAGUCAGCCCGCCGCCUGGUCGGCAUGCAUCGUACUUAUCCCGGUAAUGAUCGUCUUCCUAGCAUUUGCAAUACAUUUCUAUCGGUCGCUCGUUACACACAAAUACGAGGUCACCGUCUCGGGCAUACGAGAGCUAGAGAUUUUGAAGGAACAAAUGGAGCAAGACCACAUCGACACACAUCAUCAUCACCAUCGUAAUAACGGUUUGCAUUACGGUGCUAGUGGUGAAAUUGUGUAAGCAGCAUGGAGUGUGUGGUGAAUUUGUUGCCACUAAAAUUACGUGUCACACACACACAUGCACUGGAAAAUAUACAUUUUAUACGUGACUACAUACAUUUAGGCGGCAAAAGUUUUUAUACGCUACUUUUUACAAGAGAAAAGACGUUGGUAACGAUUAAUAAUAAAAACAUUAUGUACAUAUAUAAAUAUUUGUAUGUAGGUUAGUAUUGUUAUGCUAUGUAAAUGAAAACUUAAUUGAAUUGAAUUGGAUUCUCUAGAAUUCAAAUACAAUUGUGAUAUUGGUAAAUGUUUUUUUUAUUCGAAUUAUAAAAUGCAUUUUGGCAUAUCUUAAUUUAGCGACUAUUUUUAAAAACUGAAUAAACAAUAAAUAGGUAAAUUUUGUUUAUAAGCUUAAAGUGUAAGCAUUGUUAAAAGUCACUUGUAU
Anastrepha obliqua is the source of this 2729-nucleotide messenger RNA. It is a transcript of the gene Orai, whose product is annotated as calcium release-activated calcium channel protein 1. Gene Ontology annotation, cellular component: membrane. The coding region runs from base 843 to 2303 and encodes 486 amino acids. The record is from RefSeq and is a predicted model, not a curated record. The transcript is spliced from 2 exons. Gene Ontology annotation, molecular function: store-operated calcium channel activity. Gene Ontology annotation, biological process: store-operated calcium entry. NCBI's taxonomy places the organism in Eukaryota, Metazoa, Arthropoda, Insecta, Diptera, Tephritidae.